AUGACAAGAACAUGUGGUGCAUCUUUUAGUUCUCGAGAUGACCCUAUAGCUGAGGAGCGAGCCUUUGAGGAGCAGACAUAUGAGGCGUAUGAGACUCAUGGUCAGGAGGAUGCAUUUGAGGCCCCUGACGACGACGAUGAGGAGGAGGAGCAUGCGGAUGUUCGUUGCAUACAAGAGGAUGUCGAUAGAUUUCCUGGAGGUCCACGUGAUGGUUCAUUGCUAACGCACUAUGUUCAGCAUGUAGCUUAUGCUAUUUCACAAGGCCGAGAUCGAGGGGACAUACUGAAGUUGAUCUCCCACGGAAAAAAAGUAAAUAAGUUAGGACCAUGCCACAAGGGAAUUCAACACAUUGUGUUGAAUUCCAAUUUGAUGCGUCUCACAGAGAUUUGUUAUGAUUAUGUUGAUAAGGGAUUACUCCUCGGAUUCAUAGAGAGGUGGCAUUUCGAGAGCAGUAGUUUCCAUCUCCCUAUAGGGGAGAUGUCAGUUACUCUUGAUGACGUCUCGACAUCACUUCACCAGCCUGUGAUGGGACAAAUGUGUGAUUUGGAGGAGUUGGACUUUGAGGAGGCUCAUACAGCCCUUGUGCAGCUCCUCGGUGUUGAUGGUGGCACAACUAAUGCUAAGAUGAAGGACGCACGUGGUCCGAAAGUCACAACAUUGAGACUAUGCUGUCAUAGCAUAUUUGUUGCACUAGUAGGAUACAUGAUUUUUGCAAAUAAGAGUGUCAGUUUUAUAUGUGUGUCUUACUUAUUGUUAUUUAGAGACGUACACGCGUGUGGCAGAUAUGCCUGGGGCGUUGCUGCACUCGCCCAUUUGACUCUAUUUCAGAGUUGGAUAUACGAACAUUUCCCUGGCAUGGGGAGGAGGCGGUUGGUGACUUCUUACGAUGAUACCACACCACGUGCCAUGAGGUGCCAGAGCCCUAGUCAGAGUUCCACUCUCGCGGAGAUUCGGUCACAGUUAGAUGCGCUGACAUAUAGUGGAGUUGUAUGGCAUCCGUAUGAGGGGCAUCAGGGCAUUUGGCCAUUCUUCGGCAUCUGUAUGUUUUCUGGAUGGAUUCGGAUUGGUGAAAUCCUUUGCCGUCAUUUGCCUGAGCGUGUGCUGAGGCAAUUUGGGUUUCAGCAAGACAUUCCACGAUCACCCACUGCGGUUCCAAAUGCAGAUAUAAUGACCAUUGAUCAUGUUUGGUUGCACUUUAGAGCUCAGGUUGUGAGUAAUGUCAGACAUGCAGCAUCCCCUUCUGAUAGUGUCAAUGGGUACAUUCAGUGGUUCAGGAGGGUUUCGUAUCCUUAUAUUAUUGUUGUUACAAAUGACGCGCGACCGGCUCUUGUGCCUAGACAGCGCCCCAAUGUUCCCAUCGUAGACCGUCUCCACCUUCACCAUCUGGCUAGAUUUAGGCCAAUGACGAGAAUGCUACAGUUCUUAAUAUCGUGUCGUCAUGUGACUGAGGGUACUGUUUCACAUCAGGUGUCAGUGGACCUGCUUCAGAUUGCUAAUGAGGGCAUCAACGAAUAUUCCUCGACUAGGAGAGGGCAGAGGCAUGUGCGUGGUAGACGGUCGACGUCUAAUUGA
Messenger RNA from Vigna umbellata (rice bean), 1572 nucleotides. The record is from RefSeq and is a predicted model, not a curated record. Lineage: Eukaryota; Viridiplantae; Streptophyta; Magnoliopsida; Fabales; Fabaceae.